AUGCAUCAAAGGAAAUAUGUACUAGAACUGAUCUCAGAAACAGGCCUAGUUGCUGCUAAACCUGCUGUGACACCUGUAGACAUCAAUGUUCAGCUGACAUCUAGACAGUAUGAUGAACAUCUGGGAAUCAGCAAUACUACGGAUCCUCCUACAGAUCAAAGCUCACACCAAAGAGUUAUUGGUAAACUCCUAUAUCUCACUGUGACUAGGCUUGAGAUAGCCUACAGCGUACAAACCUUAAGUCCGUUUUUACAAGAUCCUAAAAAAUAUCAUAUGGAAGCAACCUUAAGGAUUGUAAGUUACUUGAAACAACAACCAGGGAAAGGAGUAUUACUAUCAAGCAAGAGUGAUCUAACAAUGUCUGCAUAUUGUUGUGAUUGUUGUGAUGCUGAUUGGGCAUCAUGCCCUAUGUCAAGAAAGUCAAUUACAGGUUACCUCAUUAAACUUGGUGAUUCUCUCAUUACUUGGAAAUCAAAGAAACAAACUUUUGUGUCAAGAAGUUCUGCAGAGUCUUGA
Molecule: messenger RNA, 516 nt
Organism: Solanum dulcamara
Lineage: Eukaryota; Viridiplantae; Streptophyta; Magnoliopsida; Solanales; Solanaceae
Product: secreted RxLR effector protein 161-like
Exons: 1
Coding region: 1-516 (171 amino acids)
Source: RefSeq, a predicted model, not a curated record